AUGGUAGAUGCAGAGGCCAGAAGAUGCAAGGAAGGAUUGAAAGGAUGUCUUACCAAAGGCAUGGGCAUGAUGGGACCGAGGGGUAUGUUUGGACGGCUUGAUACCCUAGACUCGAGACCCAGGUCGACGUCCGAGAUGCCUGGUGGAAGGGGGUACGCAGGUAUGCCAAUAGGAGUGCCAACGAGUGGUAUCGGAAGCGGCCAGCAGCCAUCUGGCCUGCCUCCAGAGUACACGUCCAAUCCUGAUUUGGUUGGGUACGACGAAGACGGGGUGAUGCCCGGUACAGGCUUAGUCAGUCCUUAUCCAACUUACCUCCCUGGCCCACUACCUAGUAGUAGUCCGCCAUCGAGUAACGGUACUCUUCCGCCGCAGCCGGUCCCACGAGGGCGGCCGAACCACUACGAGCAUGUGCCAAUGGGCGCCUAUACAGAUACGAACAAGGCAAGAAAACCGCCGAGCUCACAUGUCGAUCCGCAAACCUCGAUACGUUUGAACCGUGGACAGUCUUUAGGCAAGAAGGCCGGGCCGUCAGGCCAAGAGUGGUUGGACGGCGAUGCCUUUCUCGACGCCUGUAUCUGUACCAUAGAUUGCAAGUGUCGAAAAAGCCAGCGAGUCCUGUACCGUGCACGCGAGGACCGUCAACAGAACGGCAGUAACUUUAACAUUCAAGACCACGAGUACACAAGUGGGGAGAUACGAUACAUACUAAAAGACGACCUGGGGCGGGACUGUGAUGACCACGGCACUAGAUGCAGGAAGAGCGAAAGCGGUAGCGAGAGGCUAGACAGGAGGAGGGGGAAGAACAAGAACAAGAACAAGAAUGGGGGCAGGGAGGAGAGGAAGAGACUGCAGCAACAGUUUCAAGGUUUCAAGGACGACUUACUGGAAGCGCUAGACGAGCGUUUCGAUAAUAUGAGGAAAGAAGGUCGUCAGAGACAUCGAGGGCACAGCCCCGCACGGCCGCCUUCGCUCGGGGCAUCCGGAUCUGGACAAGGCCUAUACUACUACAUGGCAAACGGACCCCAUGUUGACGCACGCACGGCUAGACAAAUGGGCAUGCCGAACUAUAAUCUGCACGGCGUGGCUCCAUCAGGAAUCGGACCAAUGCCACAUGGUAUUGCUAGUGGCUUGGCCGCUGCAGGUAUGCGCAGACAUGGGGAUGACAUUUCCGACAUGACCGACAUGACCAACAUGGGAUUUGAUAGUACUGCCAUCGGUAUGAUGAAUAAUGGAUACAUAGAGCCCCACAUGACUAUGCUCAAGGAGAAGAUGAGCAGGAGGAGGAAAGCCAUGCGGCCUAACUCCACAUCACACCAUGGGGCUAAAGCGGGAGAGCGACAAGACAUGGGUGCUGUGGAAGGCAAUCGAAGGACGGCCGUUGAUUCGCAAGCUCCGGGUGGCCGCGGAGGGAUGCUGCUGGGACGUCACGGUGAUAGUAGUAGUAGUAGUAGCAGCAGCAGUAGCAGUAGCAGUAGCAGUAGCAGUAACCGUGACGGUCAGCAAAGAGGGGCGCACGGAGACGAUGAAUGUGGUGAUUUUGACGUAGUAGGGCAGGAUGAAUCUUGGAUGUGGUCAAACUCACGACAGCGGGGCGGGCUCAAAUGGAGUGUAAAAGGACGUGGCGGUGGUAGAUUGGGUAGUCAGGACAAGGACAUGGCCAACAAACUCAACUUGGGUGGUAGCAUAGUAUACGGAAGGACCGACAGCAGUCGAAAAGGAGCAAGACAAGCUCGAGCCGAUACGGAUGACGACGGCGAGGACGACGACGACGACGACGAUGAUGAUGAUGAUGAUGAUGAUGGAUAUUGA
Messenger RNA from Bipolaris sorokiniana ND90Pr, 1809 nucleotides. RefSeq lists its product as uncharacterized. Bases 1 to 1809 code for a protein of 602 amino acids. The record is from RefSeq and is a predicted model, not a curated record. Lineage: Eukaryota; Fungi; Ascomycota; Dothideomycetes; Pleosporales; Pleosporaceae. The transcript has 2 exons.